Molecule: messenger RNA, 1263 nt
Organism: Diatraea saccharalis (sugarcane borer)
Lineage: Eukaryota; Metazoa; Arthropoda; Insecta; Lepidoptera; Crambidae
Source: the annotation of a GenBank genome assembly
AUGCCCGAAGACGAAGAACCUUGCCAUAUCUGUUCUCUUCCCACCGAAAUACUCCUUUACAUUUUCAAUUAUCUAUCAGCCAAAGAUCUGACUAAGUGCCGCCAAGUUUGUUCCUGGUUCAAGUUGAUAAUCGACGGACUUAGUAGAAGUGACGUCUUCUGGCGGAAACAUUGCCGUAAGGAUUUCGGUGGUGUUUAUAAAAUAGCGCGGCAAAAAGCGAAAGCUGGCAUACUGUGGUACCAUAUUUAUCGUUCUUUAUCUCUUUGGCCCAAGCUCGAAACAGCCAGGGAAGUCAAAGAUGAGUUCGCAUCAGCAUCUAAAGUCAGCGAAGAGGUGAGAAACUUCGAAAUACUCCGUGACGGCAUUAUUGGUGUCCACAAAAGAGGUAUGAUAUGUUAUUAUGACAUAGAAACCCUUGAACUAUGCAAACGCGGACCCAUAACAGGUGACUAUCUACGUUACACUGAGAACGAAGACACGAUCUUAAUAUUGAGCUACCAUCUCCAAUUAUAUAUAAUACGUAAGUUGCUACACAAUUCUCACUUUGAAUCCAAUGUUACGUUUGACAAUGUGAAAACAUUCCUUCUUGUCAACAGAACUGUGUAUUAUGUGAAUUUGAGUGAUGAGAUUUACGUUUGCAAACUCGAAGAUGGUGACUUAUCUAGUAACUUCAUAAAGAGAACAGAAGACGGAGUUAUGUGCUUGGGAUUCACUAAGAACUUGCAUGUGUUGACGUUUCAACGCAACAUUUAUACCGUUAUAGGUGAUGACUUUGUGUAUACCUGUUCGUUAGGAGCCAAUUCAAAUUUACUGCACCAAUUACGAGAGUACAACUUCUUGGGACAGUUAGAUUGGAGAAUCUAUUUCCAGUGGAUGUAUGUUUUUAAUCACAGUGUGCCUGAAGGACCAUUACGAGACAUCGUCAUAGUUCGUGCAUAUGGGGAUGUUUAUUUCGUCGGUUCCAAUUGGGGAGUGCUCCGUAUCUACUAUGCUCCGUAUUCUUCAGGUGAAUUCGACCUUUUCAAUGCUGAACCUGUAAAGCAAUAUAACUUUAUGGAACGUUACGACUGUCCAGUUUUGAGUAUGUGUCCGAUCAUUCAAGUUGAUGUAUUAGAAGGUGAAGAUGGACAUACCGUUGUAGUAGCGAUGCCAAAAAAGAUAGCUGUUCUUAAUUUUGUUCAUAGUUUCAAAAGAUCUGCUUCAGUUGCAAUGCUACCUUAUGCUGACAUACAAAAAGUGAAAAUUCUAAAAAUUGCUGAAUAA